GACCUCUUCGCCGAACCCUCUGGAGGAGAUUUGGGUGGCUCUGCUGAACAUGAGGGAGUUGGAGGAGAAGUACAUUCGAAAGCCGAGUCUGGGUUACCCAAUUCACCAUCUUCUUCAGGUCAGCGACCAGAAAAUCCGCUGCUUUUACUUGGCCAGUAUAGUGACGAGGAAUUGGAUGAUGUCUCAAAUAAAGCUCAUAGUGAUGCUGCUGUAGAGAAUUCCUCGCCUCAGAAUAACGAUGAGGUUAAGAGCGUGCUUGAUGAAUCGGGACAAAAUUUGGAUAUCAAAGGUGGCAAUGAGCCUGCCUCUCAGGAUUUCAAUCAAAAGGGAGUGGACACAAACUCUGAUACACUGGAUCGUGAUCAGAACAUGGAAGAUAGUGAUAGAAGAGAAAAUGGUGAUCCGACACCUGGAAUUUCAUGUACAGAAGUUGAUUCGGAGGAGAAAGUUUCUUUGCCAGAAACUUCUAGUGUACAGGUUAUUGGUGAUGUCAGUUCAGGUUGGAAGAUUGUGAUGCAUGAAGACAGUAAAAGCUAUUAUUACUGGAAUACUGAAACUGGGGAAACUUCAUGGGAAGUGCCUGAUGUUUUGGCUCAAGCUGCCAAGUCAACAUGUGACCCGAAAAUGCCUUCUAUUGAUGAAAAAACAGAGAAUAUUCCUGUUGGUAUGCAAGAGUCUAAUCGUUAUUCUAAUUCUGACGUCAUUGAAGGGUCUUCCAAUAUGGUUCCUCAGGCCAUUUAUGGGGAUGGGUCCCAGAUGAAUGACUGGAAUAUAGGAUGCUAUAAUGGAUCAGAGAUUGAUCCCUCCUCUCAUCUUGUAAAAUAUACUGAGGCUUUGUUAGAGAGAUUGAAGUCGCUACAAGGGUUCAAGGAUCAACUGCAAGGUGUUGACCAGAUCACAAAGUACAUUUUGGAAGUUGAAAUUAGACUGUUUGAUUUGAAGUCACUUUAUUCCUAUGGAUCAUCUCUGCUUCCAUUUUGGAUGCAUUCUGAAGGACAGCUUAAGCGGCUUGAGAGUGCAAUCAAUGAUGAAAUGUCCAAGAUUGUUAAGCCUGGAGAAGCUGAGGCAUCUCAUCCAUUAUUCUCCCAGGGACAAAUGAAUAUCCACAAAACCACAGGGUCUAAAACUGAAGUAGAUCGAGUUGAAAAUAAGCAACAUAUAUCUUCUCUAAAUAAUUGUGAGGGUUCUCUUAGUGCGGAUGCAGUCAAUGAAGAUCAAGAAGUUAAACACUCCACUGCAAAGAAUGAGCAUGUGGAGGUUGGUGCGAGUGAACAAGUCCACAGGAUAGUAGUUCCUGAUGAGUUAACUACCAAGAAUGAGGUUUAUGUCGAGGAAGAUGUUGACAUGGAUGUGGACAUGGAAGUUGAAGAUUCAAACUCGGCUGGAAAUACAGCUAUUUAUUAUGGGGUGCAUGCCGAGGAGUUCUCUGCAACAGAGCAGCCAAAUAAACCUAGUUCAACUUCCUUACCCACAUCGCUAGUUUCAGAGGAUAAUUUUGCGGUUCCACCUCCUCCUGAUGAGGAAUGGAUUCCUCCACCCCCACCUGAUAAUGAACAGGUUCCUCCGCCUCCACCUGAUGAGCCACCACCUGAACCUCCGUACCCUCCACUGCCAUCUUACUCUGAGACCGGGCAACCUCCCUAUGUAGAACAGUACAGUUUCUCCUAUCCAGUUUCCAGUUUUGAAUAUUACGGACAUACAGUUACUGAAGCACCUGGUAGUAAUUAUUAUGGACACGCACACGCUGACGGAUGCCAAGUUGCUGUACCCCACGUACCAGUUUACUAUGGUACAGUUCCUAGCCCCUACACUGAAAAUGCUCAGGUUGUGGCAAAUCCUGUCGCGCCUGUAGCAUAUUAUGGGCUUCAUGAUGGUGCAGUGCCUACCCCUCCUGUAGUCAGUAGUGUAGAUUCCUUGCAAUUUCACAGCGGGUCUGCUCCUCUUAGCUCUGACAACCUUGCAUCUGAUCAACCCAGAUCUAUCAACUCUUCUGAAGGAGCAGACAAGGGUUCAACUGUGCAGGUUCCCACUACCUCGGCCACAGUCGAAGCACCUGCAACUAUAAUGGAAAAAGAUAUUGUUCCUGUUCCACUAAAUAAUCCGGUCUCUACUGCUGCACCUAUUCCUGCUACAUCAGUGGUGGCUAAGGUUCAAUCAAAAGUUCAAAGUACUAAAAAGAGGAAAACACCAGCUUCUUCUUCCUUGAGGUCUAAUAAGAAAGUCUCCAGUUUGGUAGACAAGUGGAAAGCAGCUAAAGAGGAGUUGCUUGAAGAUGAGGAGGAAUCUGAGGAUACAUAUGAGUCGCUAGAGAGGAAGAGGCAAAGGGAAAUAGAGGAAUGGUAUUCGCAACAAAUUACAAGUGGAGAUGCCAAAGACAAUGCUAAUUUUCAACCAUUAGGUGGCAAUUGGCGUGAGAAGGUGAAGCGAAGAAAGGCUCAGUUAGCCCGUGAGGCUGCACAGACCGCACCCGAAGCACCUAGUAAUGGGAACCAACAACCCGAUCUUACCGAACUCUCAAGGGAUCUCCCAUCUGGAUGGCAGGUAUAUAUAAACGGGCCCUUAUGCUCCACGAGCUAUUGUGUACUGGCAGUAAUUUCACUAUUUAAUAGACAGGCUCUCAUAGUAAUCCCUAUGUGGUUUAAUUUCAUGCCUUUGAUGAUCAAUUACAUUUUAUGGCGUUUGAAAUAUAACCCUUGUUUUGUUUGGUUUCCAGGUUUACUGGGAUGAAUCCUCAAAGCAGGUUUAUUACGGAAAUACUGUAACCUCAGAAACUACUUGGACAAGACCAACAAAAUGACUCGUUUCAAAUUUUCAAAGAAGAUUAUGUGUUUUUGCUUUGUAUAGUCACCAUUCAGUUAGCAAUUAUGAUACUUGCCUUCUGUGCUAAACCAAUCUUGUUGUCAUCACAAUGUUGUAUGCAACUAGUUGCAAG
Messenger RNA from Fragaria vesca subsp. vesca, 2932 nucleotides. RefSeq lists its product as uncharacterized. The transcript has 9 exons. Bases 370 to 2727 code for a protein of 785 amino acids. NCBI's taxonomy places the organism in Eukaryota, Viridiplantae, Streptophyta, Magnoliopsida, Rosales, Rosaceae. Gene Ontology annotation, molecular function: protein binding. The record is from RefSeq and is a predicted model, not a curated record.